Amphiprion ocellaris (clown anemonefish) is the source of this 516-nucleotide messenger RNA. It is a transcript of the gene uqcr10, whose product is annotated as cytochrome b-c1 complex subunit 9. The record is from RefSeq and is a predicted model, not a curated record. Gene Ontology annotation, biological process: mitochondrial electron transport, ubiquinol to cytochrome c. The transcript has 2 exons. NCBI's taxonomy places the organism in Eukaryota, Metazoa, Chordata, Actinopteri, Pomacentridae. The coding region runs from base 30 to 221 and encodes 63 amino acids.
CCCUGCGCAGUUCGCAUUACACCGCCGACAUGUCGCUGGCUAAGUCCGUGUACCAUCUUCUCUUCAGGAGAACGUCCACUUUCGCUGUAACCAUCAUGGUUGGAGCAGUUUUCUUCGAACGGUUAUUUGACCAAGGCGGCGACGCUAUUUUUGAGCAAAUGAACCGGGGGAAACUGUGGAAACACAUCAAACACAACUACGAGAACAAAGAGGAAGAAUAGAAGGCGGCCCGGGGUCAUCUAAGGCUGAAGUGCAACUGUUGUCACACUUCCAUCACCCAUUCUUCCUGGACUACACAUCUGAGACAAGCAGCAGUCAUCAUGGACUAUGUGUUCAAUGUCAUGCCCAGACUGACAGCGGCUACCAGAGGAGCUGUGGGAGCUGACUGGCGGUCCAGACCACCGUGAAGAUGGAGCAGCAGUUCCUGUCGCCUCGUCCCCGGCCCUUGUUGUUGUUUGUAAUGCCAUCGUUCUCCUCACAGAUUGUACAUUGUUAAAUUAAACAUGUGUAAAUGUC